Messenger RNA from Hibiscus syriacus, 1750 nucleotides. RefSeq lists its product as uncharacterized. The transcript is spliced from 2 exons. Gene Ontology annotation, molecular function: glycosyltransferase activity. The coding region runs from base 84 to 1538 and encodes 484 amino acids. Lineage: Eukaryota; Viridiplantae; Streptophyta; Magnoliopsida; Malvales; Malvaceae. The record is from RefSeq and is a predicted model, not a curated record.
CAUGCUUUUGCUGCAUUUCUUUUUAUCUCAUUAGUAUCAUUAAGAAUUAGGUUUAUAGAUUUUGCUAAAUGUAAAUUCACUCCAUGAAAAUGGCCCCAUAUUUGAAAUCCUUCGUUAUUUUUUCAUCUGUUUUUGUUAUGUUCUUAGCAAUCUCUUUUAGUUUUAGCAGAACAAAUUACUACAAAAUCCUUCUCCUGAAAUCAAGUCUCGCUUCUUACGAUUACCAAACUUUUUUCCAAUCAUUUUUGGCAUUUGUGCAAAAAACCCCAAAACCCAACAAUUCCCGAUGGUUAAAUCCCAUUUCGAGUCCCUCUAAUUGUGUUCUAUGGAUGGCUCCAUUCCUUUCUGGUGGUGGGUAUAGUUCAGAAGCAUGGUCUUAUGUUUUAUCACUCAAUGGAUACAUGAAAAAUCUCGAAAACCCGAGCUUCAAAUUGGGUAUUUAUCAGCAUGGAGACUUGGAGUCCCUAGAGUUUUGGGAGGGGUUGCCCCAAGAUGUAAGGGAUUUGGCAAAUGAGCUGCACCAAACUGGAUGUAGGAAAGAUGAGACCAUUGUGGUUUGCCAUAGUGAGCCUGGUGCUUGGUAUCCCCCAUUGUUUGAUACCCUUCCUUGCCCUCCAACCAGUUAUCGUGAUUUCAAGUACGUUAUUGGUAGGACGAUGUUUGAGACGGAUAGAUUGAAUUCGGAACAUGUAAGGCGGUGUAAUAGAAUGGAUUCGGUUUGGGUUCCUACUGAGUUUCAUGUGUCUACAUUUGUGCAAAGUGGGGUUGAUCAAUCUAAGGUUGUGAAAGUUGUGCAGCCUAUUGAUGUGAGGUUCUUUGAUCCGUCGAAGUAUGAACCGUUGGAUAUUGCUGCCGUAGGGAAUCUGGUUUUAGGUGCCGAAAAACCCGAUUCGAGUCCUCAAAAGGAGUUUGUGUUCUUGAGUGUCUUUAAAUGGGAGUUUAGGAAAGGAUGGGACGUGUUGCUCAAAGCGUACUUGAAAGAAUUCUCCAAGGAUGAUGGGGUGGCUUUGUACUUAUUGACUAAUCCUUAUCAUUCUGGUCGUGAUUUCGACAACAAGAUUGUCGAGUUUGUGGAAGAUUCCAAUAUCGAAAAGCCGGUUAGCGGGUGGGCUCCAGUGUAUGUCAUUGAUACUCAUAUAGCUCAAACCGAUUUGCCCCGACUAUACAAGGCCGCUGAUGCGUUUGUUCUUUCAUCAAGGGGUGAAGGCUGGGGAAGGCCUAUUGUCGAAGCGAUGGCGAUGUCGUUGCCAGUAAUAACAACUAAUUGGUCAGGGCCUACCGAGUAUAUCACGGCAGAGAAUAGUUAUCCGUUGCCGGUGGAAAGAAUGAGUGAGGUAACAGAAGGACCGUUUAAAGGGCACUUGUGGGCUGAACCGUCAGUUACGGAGCUUGGAGCACUUAUGAGGCAAGUGAUCAGUAAUGUGGAGGAGGCCAGGGCGAAAGGUAGGCGAGCAAGGAAGGACAUGGUCACUAGUUUUUCGCCGGAAAUCGUUGCAGAGAUUAUCAGAGGUCAUAUACAGAACAUACUUGACAAAUAACAAGGUACUGUAUAAUCACUAACUAGUGAUUUUGCAUGAGUUUACAUGUGUUGAACAAUUAGGCUAUAAAAUUAGAACCUUUAUUCCGCCGGCGAUCUUAUCCAGCGAAAUCGGUUCAUUUGAGAGCUGUUCAUCUUCGUAUUGUGACAUUUCGACAUUCCUUUGUUAAUGCAAACACGGAAGAACGAAGAAUUUUGUCACUUGAAAGAGGA